AUGGCCUCCUCCUCCAACCCCGGCCGCGGCGCAAUCCAAUACGCCACCCCCUCAAGAGAAGACUACAACAAGCUCUCCGACGAGCAAAAAACACGCGUCAGCGAAGCCUUCGACCUCUUCGACUCCAACAAAGACUCCUACCUCUCCUACGAAGAGUUCCGCUUCGUCCUCCGCGCCCUCGGCUUCGAGCUCCCCAAAGCCCAGACCUUCGACCUCCUCAUCCGCCACGGCCAGAAACCCCCCUCCUGGACCCACGACCAGGACUGCCCCCCCAUCUACCGCCUCUUCAGCCUCCCCGUCGUCCAGGCCAUCGCCGGCACGCUAAUACGGCAGCGAGAUCCCCGGGAAGAGCUGAGAAGAGCGUUCAGACUGUUUGACGUGGACGGAAAGGGCAUGAUCACACAAGACGACCUGAGACGAGUGAGCAAACAAGUCGGGAACAACAUACCGGACGCGGACAUCAUCGCCAUGGUGGAGGAGUUUGACGCGAGUGGCAAGGGGGGUGUGGACGAGGAUGAGUUUUUGAGGUUGAUGAUGUCCAAGAAGUGA
Molecule: messenger RNA, 549 nt
Organism: Podospora anserina S mat+
Lineage: Eukaryota; Fungi; Ascomycota; Sordariomycetes; Sordariales; Podosporaceae
Exons: 2
Coding region: 1-549 (182 amino acids)
Biological process (GO): spindle pole body duplication
Cellular component (GO): half bridge of spindle pole body; mitotic spindle pole body
Molecular function (GO): calcium ion binding; microtubule binding
Source: RefSeq, a predicted model, not a curated record